Messenger RNA from Penicillium macrosclerotiorum, 1581 nucleotides. It is a transcript of the gene faeB-2, whose product is annotated as putative feruloyl esterase. The coding region runs from base 1 to 1581 and encodes 526 amino acids. The record is from RefSeq and is a predicted model, not a curated record. Lineage: Eukaryota; Fungi; Ascomycota; Eurotiomycetes; Eurotiales; Aspergillaceae. The transcript is spliced from 2 exons.
AUGACUCGAGGAUUUCAACUACCCCUACUCGCAUUGGGCUCGGUGGCCCUUGCCAGCCAAGAUUCCUUUCAGACCAAGUGUGUCGAGUUUGGCAAGAGGAUCAACAUUCCGAAUGUGCAGGUGAAUUUUGCCGAAUUUGUCCAAGGAGGGACAAACCUGUCUUUGCCAGACAAUGCGGCGAGCUGUGGCGCCUCCUACCAGGAAGUCUCAGUUGAUUUGUGCCGAGUUGCAAUGGCUGUCAAGACUUCUUCCAGCAGUCAAAUUACGCUCGAGGCCUGGUUCCCUCGAGAUUAUAAGGGUCGUUUCCUGAGUACAGGAAACGGCGGUCUCUCCGGAUGCAUUCAGUACUACGAUCUCGCUUAUACAGCUCAGUUUGGAUUCGCUACGGUCGGUGCCAAUAAUGGCCACAAUGGCACUUCUGGCAAACCGUUUUACCGUCAUCCUGAGGUUGUUGAGGACUUUGCUUAUCGCUCGGUUCACACCGGCGUCGUUAUUGGCAAAGAACUUACCAAUCAAUUCUAUGAUGAGGGUUUCAAUAAGAGUUACUACCUUGGCUGCUCUACUGGUGGUCGUCAGGGCUGGAAGUCUAUCCAGAAAUACCCCAAUGAUUUUGAUGGCGUCGUUGCUGGCGCUCCUGCUAUCAACUUCAUUAAUUUGCUGGCCUGGAGUGCUCAUUUCUACCCCAUCACCGGGUCUCCAUCCUCUGAUACUUAUCUUUCACCUGCUGAAUGGAAGAUUGUUCAUGAAGAGAUCCUUCGCCAGUGCGAUACUAUUGACGGAGCAAAGGAUGGCGUGAUCGAAGAUCCAGAUCUAUGCCACCCUAUUCUGGAAACAUUGAUCUGCGCGCCUAAUACUUCCAAUACAUCCAGUUGCCUGACUGGCACUCAGGUACACACCGCGCAGCAGGUCCUCUCUCCUCUUAACGGCAUCAACGGCACCCAGCUGUACCCCCGCAUGCAACCCGGGUCAGAGAUCGCAGCCUCAUCAAUCAUGUAUACUGGUGAACCCUUUUCCUAUAGCACCGAUUGGUACCGAUAUGUCGUCUAUAAUAACCCGUCCUGGCGUGGCGAGAACUGGACAGUCAAGGAUGCAGCAGUCGCACUUGCUCAGAAUCCGUAUAAUAUCCAAACCUGGGAUGGUGACCUCUCGCCUUUCCAGAAGGCAGGCGGAAAGGUUCUUCACUAUCACGGUCUGCAGGACCAGCUCAUCAGCUCAGAUGACUCCAAGUGGUAUUACUCCCACGUUGCUGAGACGAUGAAUCUGCCACCGGCUAGCCUUGAUGAAUUCUACCGUUUCUUUACUAUCAGCGGUAUGGGUCACUGUGGGGAUGGCGAUGGUGCUUAUGGUAUUGGCCAGGGCAUUGAUACCUACGCUGGUAGUGACCCGGAGGACAACGUUCUUAUGGCUAUGGUGAGAUGGGUUGAGCAAGGUGUGGCGCCUGAAACUGUCCGUGGCGCCAAGUUUACCGAUGGUCCUGGAUCCGAGAUCGAAUACCGUCGCAAGCACUGCCGCUACCCUCGCCGAAAUGUGUUCAAGGGUCCCGGAAACUACACUGAUGAGAAUGCUUGGGAAUGUAUUUGA